This is a messenger RNA of Galeopterus variegatus (Sunda flying lemur), 303 nucleotides long. RefSeq names its product patr class I histocompatibility antigen, alpha chain E. NCBI's taxonomy places the organism in Eukaryota, Metazoa, Chordata, Mammalia, Dermoptera, Cynocephalidae. Gene Ontology annotation, molecular function: signaling receptor binding; peptide antigen binding. The record is from RefSeq and is a predicted model, not a curated record. Gene Ontology annotation, cellular component: external side of plasma membrane. The transcript has a single exon. The annotation marks the transcript as partial. Gene Ontology annotation, biological process: positive regulation of T cell mediated cytotoxicity; antigen processing and presentation of endogenous peptide antigen via MHC class Ib; antigen processing and presentation of endogenous peptide antigen via MHC class I via ER pathway, TAP-independent.
GGUCUCAGCCCCUCCCCGCCCCCAGGCUCCCACUCCCUGCGGUAUUUCUACACCGGCGUGUCCCUGCCCGGCCGCGGGGAGCCCCGCUUCAUCGCCGUCGGCUACGUGGACGACACGCAGUUCGUGCGGUUCGACAGCGACGCCGCGAAUCAGACGGCUGAGGCGCGGGCGCCGUGGGUGGAGCAGGAAGGACCGGAGUACUGGGAGCCUGAGACGCUGAGAGCCAGGGACACCGCAAAGAAUUUCCGAGUGAACCUGCGGACCCUGCGCGGCUACUACAACCAGAGCGAGGCCGGUGAGUGA